AUGGAGCAGGCUUUGAAGCAGUUACCUAGAGAAAAGAUCCAUGUAGCCACGAAAUUUGGCAUUACAGUAGCAAAAUUUCCUAAUUUUCAAAUCAAAGGGACACCAAAGUAUGUGCGGUCGUGUUGUGAAGCAAGCUUAAAACGCCUUGUUGUUGAAUACAUUGAUCUCUAUUAUCAGCACAUAAUUGACCAAACAAUACCUAUAGAGGAAGCAGUGGGUGAACUUAAGAAACUUGUGGAAGAGGGUAAAGUCAAGUAUAUAGGGUUAUCUGAAGCGAGUCCAUAUACAAUAACAAGAGCACAUGCAAUUCAUCUGACUGCUUUACAAAUAAAGUAACUAUGGACUCAUGACAUUGAACAGGAGAUAAUUCCUCUCAGCAGGGAGCUUGGCAUUGGAAUUGUAGCAUAUAGCCUUGUUGGUCGAGGCUUUUUUGGUGCCAAAGGUUGA
Messenger RNA from Glycine soja, 447 nucleotides. Its product is annotated as probable aldo-keto reductase 1. Gene Ontology annotation, cellular component: cytoplasm. The record is from RefSeq and is a predicted model, not a curated record. Lineage: Eukaryota; Viridiplantae; Streptophyta; Magnoliopsida; Fabales; Fabaceae.